AGAAGCACAAACAUAUUCAGAUGAGAAGAAGGACGUCUGAGUCGAACACAAUCAUAUUUCUGUGGUUUGAAGGCAGUUUUAAACUGUUUCCAGGCAUUUCUCUGUCUACAAGAUGGGAUUAACCUCAAAUGAAGACUCUUGCUCUCCAGUUGUAAAGGACUUAAGGAUUGUUCUGCUGGGGAAGACUGGCUCAGGAAAGAGUGCAACAGGGAAUACCAUCCUGGGAAGUGAAGCUUUUGCUGCAGAAAUGUCUCCAACAUCUGUGACACAAACAUGCAUAAAAGAAACUGUCGCAUUUGAUGACAGGACUGUCAGUGUAAUCGACACCCCUGGGAUUUUUGAUACGUUUGGUAACGAGAAGGAGCUGAAAAGUGAAAUAGACAACUGCAUCAUGCUGUCUCUCCCAGGACCACACAUAUUCCUGCUGGUGAUCAGACUCGGUGUACGUUUCACAGAGGAGGAGAAGAAUGCUGUUAAGUGGAUCACAAAAAAUUUUGGCGAGGAAUCGUCAAAGUACAUCUUAGUGGUUUUCACCAGAGGUGAUGAGCUCAAAGGAACUACCAUUGAAUGCUAUCUGAACAGAAAUGAAGAGCUGAGGAAGCUCACUGAUGAAUGUAAAGCUGGCUAUGUUGUGUUUGACAAUACAUGCAUGAAAAACCACACUCAGGUAGCCAAUCUCCUUGAAAAAAUAGACAUGGCAGUGCAGUUAAAUGGGGGCCAUUAUACCAGCAGCAUAUACAAUGAAGUCCAGAGGAAACUGUGGUGGCGUAAUAUAAAAGAAAGGGCAGGUCCUUUGGUCACUAAUGUAGUAGCAACAGUAGCUGUUUCUACAUUGGCUAAGGAUUUAGUGGUCAGACGUCCAUUGUUGAUGCUGGGAAGUGCGUUAGUUGGUACAGCUAUUGGAUGGUGGAGCAGACCUAAAGAAGAAGACAGACCUAAAAAAAAAGACAACUAAGUGAUGUCAAGCAGUGGCCCCUGCAAACUCAUGCUCAGCUUUCCAUACAUCAUGUGCAAUUUAUUCAUCACAACUUGCCUGCUUUUAUUGAUAAUCUGCUAACAUGAUGUUAACUCUGUUCAGUAUUGGUGGUGCAUAUUCCAGUUGUGAAGAUGAAUAAUUGUGUGAAUACACUAAGGAAAUUUUAGUUUUAUUACAAAAUGACAAAAAUGUAUUUCUGUAAAAGUUAUAGCUAUUGUUGGCUGCAGCUUUAGCAUGUUUUAAUCACAAAAAACAUCUAAUUCAUUGGUCUGAUUAUUGAAAUGAGUAAAUAUGAUGAAAUAUCACAUUUAGUAAAAGUGUUAACUUUAAUUAAAACAACAUUUGCACAUCUACAGGGAAAUGUCACCAAACCCAGCCAGGAUUCCUAAGACACACAUGAAAAUUGCACCAACACUGUAGCCGAUCCUCCACAGCUGUGUAAGAUAAUCACAGCUGGUUAUCUUUUCUUUGUCAUUUUGUCCUGGGUUGUAGGUGCUGACGGCAUCCUUGUGCUGCCGCUGCUUCCAUGGAGUGUAAUCAGUCAGUGGAUGUGCGCCAUUGUUUCACAUUUCCUUUGAGCUUGUAAUGUUACUAAUAAUAUAGCAAAGCGAAAUGCAUGUCAUAUUUUAAAUAAAGAACGACAAUUUAUUAGCACAGAAGUUUUAUUUUGAGCAUUUGUCACAUAAGUUAUGUAAAUAUAAACUAUGGAAAAAAAUCCAACUUUUGAAAAUAAAAAAAAAAACAUGUUUAAAUAUAAUUAUAU
Molecule: messenger RNA, 1739 nt
Organism: Melanotaenia boesemani (Boeseman's rainbowfish)
Lineage: Eukaryota; Metazoa; Chordata; Actinopteri; Atheriniformes; Melanotaeniidae
Product: GTPase IMAP family member 9-like
Exons: 2
Coding region: 113-955 (280 amino acids)
Molecular function (GO): GTP binding
Source: RefSeq, a predicted model, not a curated record